AUGGUUGCUAACAAGGUUGUUCUCCUCACCGCCGCUGCCACUCUCGUCGAGUCGGCUCUUGGCUUCAACUUUCACCGACACGGUCACCAGCACAUCAACAAGCGUGCUCUCGAGACCGAGUGGGUUACUGAGUGGGUUACCGUCUGGGUCACUCCCGGCCGGGAAGAGGCUGCCGCUGCCACUUCCACUUCGACCACUACGACCACCACCAAGGCUGGCUCCAAGGACAAGGCAGUUGGAGGCGGCUAUGACAGCGUCCCUACUACCACCUCAACCACCGUCGUCGUCGUUCCCACUUCCACUUCGACCAGCGUUGCCUAUGUUGCACCAGUCCAGACUACCCUGACCACCGCCGUCCUGCCCAAGUCCAGCGUCCAGGAGGCUGCUGUGGUCACUACAUCCUCUGUUGAGCAAGUCGCUGCUGUCCCCGAGACUACAUCCGCGGUCGCUGUUGAGGAGGUUGCUACCACCUCCAAGGCCGCUGCCGCCGCCACCACUUCAAAGAAGGCUGCUGCCACCACCGCCGCCUCAUCCUCCUCGAGCUCCGCUGGUCUCUCCCACAAGCGCGGCUUGGCUUACAACGACGCUGCCCUGGCUAACACCUUCGGUGCCAGUUGCGCCAACUGUGGUUGGGCUUACUCCUGGGGUUCUACCAACACUGGUAGUGAGGAUCUCGACUCUGCCUACAACUUCAUUCCUCUGCUCCACAGCAACAAAGCCGAAUUCACGUCUGUCUGGGCCGACAACGCUGCCGCCGCUAUUAAGAGUGGCUCCAAGGCCCUCUUCAGCUUCAACGAGCCUGAUAUCCCAUCCCAGGCUAACAUUCCCGCUGCCGAUGCCGCUGCGUACCAUGUCCAGUACAUGAACCCCUUUUCUGGCCAGGCCAAGAUUGGUGCCCCCUCCGUCUCUAACAGUGGUGAGUCGGGCCAAGGUCUUGAGUGGCUGUCGUCUUGGAUCGAUGCAUGCGAGGCUCAAGACGAGAAGUGCCAGUAUGACUUCUGCAACAUCCACUGGUACUCCCAGCCCGCCUACGUCGAUACCCUGUUCACCCAGCUGGAGGCUGCCCACAAGCUCUGCGGCAAGCCCAUCUGGCUGACCGAGUUUGCUCCCAUCGAGGCUAGCGAUGCUCAAGUCUCCGCCUUCCUCGAGGAGGUCAUUCCCAAGCUGGAGGCUCUCGAUUACGUUGAGGCCUACUCAUACUUCAUGGUCGCCACUGGUAACCUCAUGUCCAGCGCGACCAGCCUCAGCUCCUACGGCCAGGUUUACGCCUCGGCUUAA
Ilyonectria robusta is the source of this 1278-nucleotide messenger RNA. Its product is annotated as glycosyl hydrolase catalytic core-domain-containing protein. NCBI's taxonomy places the organism in Eukaryota, Fungi, Ascomycota, Sordariomycetes, Hypocreales, Nectriaceae. The record is from RefSeq and is a predicted model, not a curated record. Gene Ontology annotation, biological process: fungal-type cell wall polysaccharide metabolic process. Gene Ontology annotation, cellular component: fungal-type cell wall. The transcript has a single exon. Bases 1 to 1278 code for a protein of 425 amino acids.